UGACAUUUUUUUCAUAUUCGUAAUUCAAUGAAUUCUAGGUUAUGUUUUCCAUAUAAAAUAAAUAGUAAAAAUGUAAUUAUUAACUUAAAUUUAUCAUCUAAGUGGUUUUAAACCAAAUAUGACAACUUCUCCGACCAGGACAAAACAAAAAUUGUCUCUUCGAAAGCGGUUAUUUGUUAAAAAAUCGCCAAAAGUUGGUUGCUAUGUUGAUACUGAUUCUAAUGAUGAAUUCAAUCAGUCGUCAUCACGUCCGAUGUCUCCAGCAGAUCCAUUCCUUGCACAAAGUGCUAACAAUAUUGAGACUAACGUAGAGAAUUUAAAAAGUUGUAAAACAGCUGGCUGUGAACAAUCUUCUCCUGAAGCUCAUAUAAACCCUGAUGAUCUCCAAAACGACGACGAAAAAAACUCGAAAUGUUGCAGAAAACUAUUUAGACGUUCCCGCCCAAAAAGUCUUGUCGAGGCUCAUUCCCUAAAAGAUGAGACGCAUUCAAGACCAGAGAGUCCUGUUAAUAAUUCUAGUAAUAGUUUAAGUGACCAUACUCUAUCUUGUACUAAAAGUGAGGAGAUACCUAAAGCAACUGUGUGUUUUUCUAAAUGUGAUGAUUCAAAGAAAAGCUUUGAACAUUCAGGUUCAUUUGAGGGUAUUAAGCCUAAAAGUAAGUUAUUUGUGAAAAGAUUGUCAGCUGAUCACUUAAUAUCAAGUGAUACAAAACCAUUGUACCAUUCUUCUUCACCUGAAAGUGAUAGAAGCAGUUCUUUGGACCGUAAAAGGAGAGCCAAGUCAACAAUCACAAGGUCAUCACACACUGGAAGCACAGAUAGCUUGGCUCGUAAUUCAUUGCUUGCUGCACAAGUGCUACGUCUCAUACCAACACAAGAAGCAAAGCAAAGGAACUAUUUAUAUGGAAGGUUUGCAUCCAAUUCACUUUUAGGCACAGCAGAAUUGGAGCAUGUAUUUCCAGAUAGAGAGGUAAAGAUUUUUGUUGGAACUUGGAAUAUGAAUGGGCAAUCUCCACCAAGAGAACUUGCAGAUUUUAUAUUUCCUGAUGAAGUUAAGCAUGUGCCAGACAUAUUUGCAAUUGGAACACAAGAAUCAUAUUCAGAAAGAACUGAAUGGGAAAUUACUAUACAAGAAGUUUUGGGUCCAUCUCAUUUGUUAUUACACUCUUAUUACUUAGGUACAAUACACUUGACAAUUUUUAUACGAAGAGACCUUAUAUGGUUCUGUUCGUUGCCUGAAGAUGCUAGUCUCUCUGUCCGUCCUGGAACAGCAUUUCGUACCAAGGGGGCUGUGGCGAUAUCGUUUGCGCUUUUUGGCUCCACUUUUCUCUUUGUAACCGCCCAUUUGACGGCCCAUCAGGAAAAAGUGAAAGAGAGAUUGUCAGACAUAAAAAGGAUUAUACGUUCGAUAGAUUUACCAAAGAAUUUGCCUUGUCGGCAUAGAAGUAAAGAUGUAACCAACAAUUUUGAUUAUGUAUUUUGGUGUGGGGACUUGAACUUCAGACUGGGAGAGCCGAGAGCAGCUGUUUUAAGAUGGAUUGAACAAACACAGUUUCCCCUCCCACCUCACUUACCCCACGGGCUAUUACACGCAGAUCAACUUACGGUUGUUUUAGAAGAUGGGGCUGCCUUUAGGGACUUUAGAGAGGCGCCUAUCAGAUUUCCGCCUACGUAUAAGUAUGAUCCGGGGAGUCAAAAGUUUGACACGUCAAGUAAGCAACGGGCACCGGCGUACACGGACAGAAUAUUGUUCAAAGCAAAGUCUAUGGCUGGAAAUUCGUCGGCUGGUUUCGCAGGUCUUCGACGCCUCAGUGCAAUGCCAGUUACAGCUAGUUUGAAAUGUAUAGCAUACAAUUCCGUUCAAUCAAUAUGCACAAGCGACCACAAACCUGUGUGGGGGCUGUUCUCGGCUGCGCUUAGACCUGGCACUGAUGUAGUGCCCUUAGCAGCUGGUCUUUUCAAUCGGGAAGUCUAUCUCGAGGGAAUCAAACGCCGACGGGCGCUUCUAGACCACGCCCCGGGUACAUCAGCAGUAUGUUCCAUACAGUGACAUUUCAUACGAUAUUUUAUUGUACCUUACUUUUAGUAUAAUUUUUUAAAUGUGAAAUAAUUGUCAUGACAGUACAUACAUAUACAACUUAAUUAAUAAUAAUAAUUAUUUUCAUAUUUUUUUUGUACCGUCGGGAAAGUACAGACCCUAAGUUUAGUUUUAACUGUGACUAUAUUUUUUGCUUUCCUUCAACAGAACUAAAAUGUGUUGCCAGAUCUAUAUUUUUAUACUAAAGAGACAAUGCAGUCUAUAAAUAACAAUAGACAAAAAAUAUUCAUUUAUUGAAUGUUCAAUAUUUAUCUAGUCAAGAUUCAAGUUAACAGUAUUAAAUAAGCGUGAAAAAGUCAUUAGAAUAAUAUUUAUUUAAAAAAUUAUGGAAUGGACAUUUUAGUAUGUAAAUAAUUUAUUUUUAAACUCAGUUAUGUCAGAGGAAUUUGCUUGUCUAUGGUUCUUGAGAAAAAAGUUUUUAGUAGAUACAGUUAUUAUACCAACAAU
This is a messenger RNA of Pieris napi, 2545 nucleotides long. RefSeq names its product inositol polyphosphate 5-phosphatase E (gene INPP5E). Gene Ontology annotation, biological process: phosphatidylinositol dephosphorylation. Lineage: Eukaryota; Metazoa; Arthropoda; Insecta; Lepidoptera; Pieridae. Gene Ontology annotation, molecular function: phosphatase activity. The coding region runs from base 119 to 2050 and encodes 643 amino acids. The record is from RefSeq and is a predicted model, not a curated record. The transcript is spliced from 10 exons.